GGGACACGGAACACGUCAUAUUUACGGGACGCUGCUCCGCAUGUGAACGGAAGGUGAAAGACUUACUAACUUCACUUAUAAUCAACUUGAAUGACUUAUUCUACUGUUAAACCCAGGAGCGGUUUACCUGGCUGACGUCACACAGGCCUGUGGAGAGGAGGACGGUCACCAUGCUGAGUGUGUGGAGCUCCACCAGGUUCAGUAUCCUGCAGCUUCCUGUACGACCAGCCUGCUCAGGUGUGAUCCACAGGAGGCCACCUGCACCUGGUCGCACCCGCUCUGCACCACCAUCUUUAGACGGCCUCCACAGGUCUGGAGGAUGCAGACACCUGUCAGGUGUGAGGACUCUGUCAGGUGUGAGGACUCUGUCAGGUGUGAGGACUCUGUCAGGUGUCAGCGGCAGCAGCAGUGGUGCGGAUGUUGCAGAUGCUGCAGGUGCUCCAGACGCUGUAGAUGUUGAAGGUGCAGGCGGGUGGUACAGCAGCCUCUCAGAUUCGGGUCCGGUCCACCUGUGUGAACACUUCCUGGUGAGCUUACAGCAGGUAAGUGGGUUUCCGUGGUGGCUGAGCGUCGUCGUGGCGACGCUGUCGGUCCGGACGUUCAUCACUCUGCCGCUCGCUGCGUACCAGCUGGUCAUCAUCUCCAAGGUGGAGGCGCUGCAGGUGGAGAUCGCUGAGCUGGCCAAGAGGCUGCGGUACGAAGUUUCAGUACGAGCAAGAGAGAGAGGCUGGACAGAGAAACAGAGCCGGUUCCAGUUUCAGAAGAAUCUGCGUCGGAUCGUCUCUCAGCUCUACAUCAGGGACAACUGUCACCCCUUCAAGGCCAGCCUGCUGGUCUGGGUCCAGCUGCCGCUCUGGAUCAGUCUGUCUCUGGCCCUCCGGAACCUGAGCCUGGAUCAGUCAGCCCGGCAGGCUGAGCUGGCAGCAGGAGGCGCUCUGUGGUUCCCGGACCUCACGUCACCGGACUCCACCUGGAUCCUCCCGGUCUGUCUGGGACUCACCAACCUGCUGGUUGUGGAGGUGUUUUCCCUGCAGAGAGUCGCCACGUCCAGGUUCCAGCGGCUGGUCCUGAACUCCAUCAGAGGGUUCUCGGUGCUGAUGAUCCCCAUCGCUGCUGCGGUUCCAUCGUCCAUGGCUCUGUACUGGUUCACCUCCAGUCUGGUGGGAUUCGGUCACAACCUCGUCCUUCGUUCUCCUACAGUCCAUAAAAUCCUGCGCCUGCAGACUCAGCGGUCAGACUCUCCUUACAGAGACCUGCUCUCUGCCUUCAUCUCCAAGUACCGCAAAUAAAUCCAGGUUCUGCAUCAGAAGAUUCUCAGCUGAGGUUUAAUCAGAGGAACCUGCAGGACUUCAUUUCAGAGUCCAGCUGAGUUAACCAGCCCAGGACACAGCAGGCAGGUUUGGUUCCCUAACCCUACCUUGGCAGGUUCCUGGGGGUCUGAGAAACAUCUCCAUGUUUGUGCGUGGACUGAUUUAAAUGUGUGUGGUGCCGGAGAAUCUGUGAUGAUGGAACCACUGAAGCAGGUCUGAGUUUCACAUCACCAUGUGUUGCUGCUGUGCAGAAAUCAUGUUCAAAUAAGACAUAUGUGUUCAAAAAUAAACCAAAUGUGUGUUUUGUGAAGAAGUGAUUUCACUUGGA
Messenger RNA from Acanthochromis polyacanthus (spiny chromis), 1638 nucleotides. RefSeq names its product cytochrome c oxidase assembly protein COX18, mitochondrial. Bases 171 to 1289 code for a protein of 372 amino acids. The transcript is spliced from 7 exons. Gene Ontology annotation, molecular function: membrane insertase activity. Gene Ontology annotation, biological process: mitochondrial respiratory chain complex IV assembly; protein insertion into mitochondrial inner membrane from matrix. Gene Ontology annotation, cellular component: mitochondrial inner membrane. The record is from RefSeq and is a predicted model, not a curated record. Lineage: Eukaryota; Metazoa; Chordata; Actinopteri; Pomacentridae.